UCAAAUACUAGCUCCAUACCUCUACCCCGAGCAUGUUGCAAAAAGCAUUCUCACAAACUCAACCUUGCCAAAGAGCCAAAACACCAAACGCAGUUAGCAGCUAGUACUAAACAACAACCGGAAAUAUUGCAAAGAACGUAUCUGAGAAACUGAGAUGGACAUGUCAUGACUCAUGAAAAAGCUGUCCUGCAAUGGAUAUAAAGCCUCUUUCCUCUGGAGAUCAUUGCCAAACAGAUUCCCUCAACAUGUACCACCACCUUUGCACUUCCUUUUUCGUAAUCUUUACCAAAAACCCAUAUUUACGCAUACCCUUUUGCACAUUAAAUGCACUUCUAUUACAUCUCGGAAUUUACAAGUUCGUGCUCACACUUAUCUUGCCACCCAACUGUUUGAUAAAAUGCCGCAUAGAAGAGUUCAAGAUUUCAAGAAUGCCAAAGGCCAUGAAAUAUUUCAACUUGUUAAGUUGGUUAAAGAAAACCCUGAUAUCUUAAGUACUUCACAAGCACAUGGCUUAGCGCUUAAAGCUGGCAUGCUUGCUCAUUUGCCCACUGUAACUACUCUCCUCAUCAUCUACUCAAGUACCAAACAUUUUAGCUCUUCAUUGGCUCUCUUUGCUGAAAUUAUGAGUAAAGAUGUGGUAACAUGGAAUGCUAUCAUGACAGCAUGCAUAAAGAAUAAGUUUUUCGAAUUUGCAGUGAAAUUCUUUGCUGAAAUGGUGAACGAAGGAAAGGAGUUUGAUUCUGCCACGCUUGUGAUUGUCGUUUCUGCCUUGUCUAAUAUGAGAGAUUUGAGAAAGGGGAUGAUUGUUCAUUGUUCAAGUGUGAAAAUGGGAAUGUUUUCAGAUUCGCUUUUGGGAAAUGCUCUUAUUGAUUUUUAUGCAAAAUGUAGUGAUUUGAGCUCAUCGGAAUGUGUUUUUGGAGAAGUAGAAUGUAAAGAUAUUGUUUCAUGGAAUUCAAUAAUUAGUGGUUGUAUUUAUAAUGGUCAUCCUGAGAAGUCAUUGUGGUACUUCAAGCAGAUGGCGAAUUUGGAAAAAGGCACUGAUAGUGUGAGUCUUUCUUGUGCUAUUGCGGCUUCUGCUUGUUUAGAUGAGUUUAGUUGUGGUCAGGUUAUUCAAGGAUGGGGAAUAAAGCUAGGGUAUGAGGAAAGCUGCCACCUUUCAGUAGCAAAUUCUCUCAUUUCAUUGUAUUCCCAGUCUGGGAACAUUGAUGCUGCUGAAUAUGUCUUUAAUAUAAUGAAGCAGAAGGAUAUAAUAACGUGGAAUUCGAUGAUAAGUGGAUUCUCUUUGAAUGGAAAAGUCGGUGAAGCGUGUGAUGCUCUUCAUGAAAUGCAGUUCACAAGAACCCUAAAACCUGAUGCUGUGACAUUAAUUUCCAUUAUUCCACUAGCUGCAGAAUUCAUGCUAUUGAGAAAAGGGAGAGCUAUUCAUGGUUUCACCAUCCGGAGAGAGAUGGGAGCAGAACUGUCGGUGAUGAAUGGUCUCAUGGAUAUGUAUUUUAAGUGCAAAAGGGUCAAGGACGCUGAGCAUCUCUUCUUAAAUAUGGCAACGAAAGAUCUAAUUUCAUGGAAUACCAUAAUAUCUGGGUAUUCCCAGAAUGGCCUGUGUAGAGAAGCUCAGUCUUUGCUUAAGAAGUUCCAUAGUUGGAACUCAGAAUGCAGCUUGUCAACUCUUCUGGGAAUUCUUCCUGCUUGUGAUUCCCCCAUCUCAAUCCAAUUUGGAAGGUUGAUCCACUCAUGGGAGGUGAAGUUGGGAUUUGUAAAUAAUAUCAUCAUAGUAAAUUCCCUGAUUUGCAUGUAUAUUUCUUGUGGAGAUCUAGUAGCUUCUUUCAAAUUGCUGGAGGAGAUAGCUUAUAUUGCUGAUGUGGAUAGCUGGAAUACCAUGAUCUCGGGAUGCACACAGAAAUGCCACUUCUCUGAAGCUUUAAAUGCUUUCCAGUUAAUGAGGCUCAAGUUCAAUAUCAACAAUGAUACUAUUACUCUAGUCAAUGUCAUACCAGCAUGUGGAAAUCUUGAAUUGACAUGUGAAGGAAAGUCAAUUCAUGCCCUAGCUUUAAAGACCUCAGCUGGUCAAGAUAUUCGUGUGCAGAAUGCUCUCAUUACUAUGUAUGGAAAACUGAGUGACGUGGAAAGUGCAAGAUUAGUGUUUGAACUUUGUUUUCAUCAUAACUUAUGCUCAUGGAACUGCAUGAUAUCUGCUUUAGCUCAGAACAAUAAUGCUAAAGAAGCAAUAGAAUUUUUCUGUUUACUCAAGUUUGAACCAAAUGAGAUCACCAUGGCUACCGUUCUUUCAGCGUUUCGACAACUUGGACUUAUUAGACAUGGGAAACAGAUCCAUGCAUACCUCAUCAGAUAUGGUUUUUAUAAAAAUGCGUUUGUAGCAGCUGCUCUUGUGGAUAUGUAUAGCAGCUGUGGCAGGCUAGACAUUGCAAGUCGAGUGUUUCAGAAUUCAGCAGAGAGAUCUGUUGCUGCUUGGAAUUCCAUGAUUUCUGCAUAUGGCUUCCACAGCAAAGGGCUUGUUGACCAGGGGUACUGGUAUUACACUCGUAUGCUUGAUGAGUUCGGAGUUCAACCUUCCACAGAGCAUCAUGUCUGUGUAGUUGAUAUGUUAGGCCGAUCAGGGAAGCUGCAGCAAGCGUAUAAUUUUAUCAAAGACCUUCCCAGUCAACCUGAUCCAGGAAUCUGGGGUGCUUUGCUCAGCACUUGCAACUAUCAUGGUGAUCUUCAACUGGGGAAACAAGUAGCAAGCAUACUCCUUUUGUUGAAACCUGAGAAUGUCGGGUAUCAUCUUGCACUGUCCAACAUAUAUGUUGCUAGUGGAAGCUGGAAGGAGGCUGGAGAGUUGAGAGACAUUGUUCAUCUAAAAGGGUUAAAGAAAUCUGCUGGUUACAGUCUUAUUGAUGUUGGCUCCAGCUGAAUUAAACAUCAUCAAGACCUCAUGCAAAGAGUUUAUCUUCUGAACUGCCACGAAGCCAGCCUGAGUCUAUUUUCUAAGUGUUCAGGCAGUCAACCUGCUCACCUUUGGAGGACUGGGCGUGGUGUAGAAAGUUCUGGUUUAGUGGAGCAAAGCAGCUAACAGAACAUUUUGUCGAGCAUCUUAAAGAAAUUAUCUAGCUUCUAUUGGCCCUUGUUGCUGGUAGAACUUGAUGAUCCGUGUUAAUACAAAAUUUUCCAAAAUAUUUCUUUUCCCCUCUUUGUCUGAUUGGACAUAAACAUUAAACAGAGCACUUGUGAUGGUGAGGAUUCAUAUAGCCGAUCCAACUAGUUUGGGAUUGAGGUUCGAUAGUUGUUCUUUCCCCUUAGUCUGGUGAGAGACUUAGGUCAGUGUAGGAUGAAUGUGAGAUUUAAAGCUUUAAAAGAUUUAUUAUUUACCAAGACUAAAAUGAAACGAGCCUGAUUAGAGUGAAAUAGAUGUCGAGGAUUUGUAUAAGCGACAAUGAGGAGCAGGUGAACUUUCAGAAACCACUAUGUUUUAGUGGUUAUUAGCUAGUUGUAGCUACCAUUUACUAUAUUAC
This is a messenger RNA of Nicotiana tabacum (common tobacco), 3509 nucleotides long. Its product is annotated as pentatricopeptide repeat-containing protein At4g19220, mitochondrial. Gene Ontology annotation, biological process: RNA modification. Gene Ontology annotation, cellular component: intracellular membrane-bounded organelle. Lineage: Eukaryota; Viridiplantae; Streptophyta; Magnoliopsida; Solanales; Solanaceae. Gene Ontology annotation, molecular function: RNA binding; protein binding. The record is from RefSeq and is a predicted model, not a curated record.